UUUUCUCGUGGGGGAAGUACAUGCGUUCGAGAGGAAAACGAAAUGGUAUAUAAAGGAAUCGUUUUGAUGGAUUAAAUCAUCAGUUCUCAUCUCCAAUCAUUCAAAUAACAACUUCAAAUUUUAACAAAACAACAAAAUCAAAACUCAUCAUGAACUCAAUGAUCGUUCUCGCUCUUACCCUUCUUGCCGGUCAAACUUUGGCCUCAUCCAACUACGGAUCAUCAAGCUACGGAUCAGCCCCAAGCUAUGGAGCCGCUUCAUACCCAUCAGGUUCAUACGGUGGUGACUCAUACUCGUCAGGUGCUUCAUAUGGAGCUGGUGGAUACGGUGACGACUCAUACUCCGGAGACUCAUACGGUGCCGGUUACGCCGUCGCUGCCCCCAAGGUCAGAAAAGUCAUCAUUGAACGACCUGUCGUUAAGCCAGUAUACUUGACCCAAAAAGUCACACAAUACAAAACUGUCUCAGUCCCAAAACCCGUCAUCGUCACCAAACACGUCCCAGUCGUAGUUAAGAAACACGUUCCAGUUGUUGUCAAGAAAUACAUCCCAGUCCCAUACUCAGCUCCUUCAUACGACUCAUCUUACGGAUCAUCAUACGGUUCAUCCUCAUACGGAGCCCCAUCAUACGGAGCUGGUUCAUACUCCGCCGCCGACUCAUGGUCUGGUGACAGUUACGCUCCAUCAUACGGAUCAUCAUACGGCUCAGACUCAUACGGAUCAUCAGGAUACGGAGAUGAUUCCUAUGGAUCAUCAGGAUACGGUGAUGACUACAAAAAGGCCGCCGCUGCCAAGAAGGCUUAAGUUAAUUUACUAAUCACAAUUUAACUUUACAUCUUCCAUCUGUGUAUAGACCAUUUAUCACUCUCUCAACAACAAUUAGCUCUCCAUCAUCAUUUGCAUAAUUAAAUGUACAGAGAAUAUCAAAUUAGUUUCUGAUAAAUCUUCUUCCGUUUCCUCUCUUCAUUUGAAGAUAAAAACUAAAGAAGACAAAAGUUGUAAUCAUAUCUCUCACCAUCACGAUCAUCUAAUUGAGUUAAAUUGUAAACAAGAUCUUAAUCAACUACAGUUCAAGUUAUAACAAUUUAAUCUCAAUCUAAUGAUAAAUACAAUUUAGAAAAAAAUAAAACUCAUUUUAUAAAUUUUGAAAAA
This is a messenger RNA of Panonychus citri (citrus red mite), 1151 nucleotides long. RefSeq lists its product as uncharacterized. The record is from RefSeq and is a predicted model, not a curated record. The transcript has 2 exons. Bases 150 to 803 code for a protein of 217 amino acids. Lineage: Eukaryota; Metazoa; Arthropoda; Arachnida; Trombidiformes; Tetranychidae.